ACUGAAACCAAAGAAGCAGGAAUCUGCAGCUUUGAAGACUUCCAGGUUGUGUUCAUCUUUGAUGGUCUGGAUGAGUGUCGACUUCCUCUGGACUUCACCAACACUACAAUCCUAACUGACCCUACAACGUCCACCUCAGUGGAUGUGCUGCUGAUAAACCUCAUCAGGGGGAAACUGCUUCCCUCUGCUUGCCUCUGGAUAACCACACGACCUGCAGCAGCCAAUCAGAUCCCUGCUGACUGUGUUGAUAUGGUGACAGAGGUCAGUGGGUUCACUGACCCACAGAAGGUGGAGUACUUCAGGAAGAGAUUCAGAGAUAAGGAGCAGGCCAGCAGGAUCAUCUCCCACAUCAAGGCAUCACGAAGCCUCCACAUCAUGUGUCACAUCCCAGUCUUCUGCUGGAUCACUGCUACAGUUCUGGAGGAUGUGCUGAAUCUGCUGCCCAAGACCCUGACUGACAUGUACAUCCACUUCCUGGUGGUUCAGGCCAAAGUGAAGGGCAAGUAUGAUGAAGGAGCUGAGACAGAUACACACUGGAGUCUAGAGAACAGGAAGAUGAUUGAGUCUCUGGGAAAACUGGCUUUUGAUCAGCUGCAGAAAGGAAACCUGAUCUUCUAUGAAUCAGACCUGACAGAGAGUGGCAUCGAUAUCGGAGCAGCCUCAGUGUACUCAGGAGUGUUCACACAGAUCUUUAAAGAGGAGAGAGGACUGUACCAGGACAAGGUGUACUGCUUCAUCCAUCUGAGUGUUCAGGAGUUUCUGGCUGCUCUUCAUGUCCAUCUGUCCUUCAUCAACUCUGGACUCAAUCUGCUGGAACAAACAACCUCCUGGUGGCCAACUUUAAGUAAACCAGGCCUACCAUCUCUCCACCAGAGUGCUGUGAACAAGGCCUUAGAGAGUCCAAAUGGACACCUGGACAUGUUCCUCCGCUUCCUCCUGGGUCUUUCACUGCAGACCAAUCAGACUCUCGUACAAGGUCUGGUGACACAGACAGGAAGUAGUUCACAGACCAAUGUAACAGUCCAGUUCAUCAAGAAGAAGAUCAGUGAGAAUCUGUCUGCAGAGAAAAGCAUCAAUCUCUUCCACUGUCUGAAUGAACUGAAUGAUUGUUCUCUAGUGGAGGAGAUCCAGCAGUCCCUGAAAUCGAAAAGUCUCUCCACAGAUAAACUGUCUUCUGCUCAGUGGUCAGCUCUGGCCUUCAUCUUACUGUCAUCAGAAAAAGAUCUGGAUGUGUUUGACCUGGAGAAAUACUCUGCUUCAGAGGAGGCUCUUCUGCGGCUGCUGCCAGUGGUCAAAGCCUCCAACAAAGCUCUACUGCGUGAUUGUAACCUCUCAGAGAAAAGCUGUGAAGUUCUGUCCUCAACUCUCAGCUCCCCAUCCUGUAACCUGAGAGAGCUGGUCCUGAGUAACAACAACCUGAGUGAUACAGGACUAAAUAUGCUGAAGAGUUCAAACUCUACAAUUAUCAGGGAGGGGCCUGCUAGAGUCCGAUGGUUGAGACCAGGUCUGAGGAAGUAUUCCUGUCAACUCACAAUCGACACAAACACAGUACACACAAACCUCAAACUGUCUGACAACAACAGGAAGGUGACACGUGUGGAGGAGGUUCAGUCAUAUCCUGAUCAUCCAGACAGAUUUGAUGUUCUUCCUCAGCUGCUGUGUACAAAUGGUCUGACUGGUCGCUGUUACUGGGAGGUCGAGUGGACAGGAAGGGUUGAUAUAUCAGUGAGUUACAAAAGAAUCAGAAGGAAAGGAGACAGUACUGACUGUAUGUUUGGAUUUAAUGAUCAGUCCUGGAGUCUGUGCUGCUCUGAUGAUGGUCCUCAAAUUGCCAAACACAAUCAUAUGGAAACAUCCAUCAUCUCCUCCUCCUCCUCCUCCUCUGUCUCUAACAGAGUAGCAGUGUAUGUGGACUGUCCUGCUGGCACUGUGUCUUUCUACAGAGUCUCCUCUGACAUUCUGAUUGAGCUCCACACCUUCAAAACCACAUUCACUGAACCUCUUUAUCCUGGAUUUACACUCCAGGCUUCUUUAAAGGGAUCAGAAGUUCAAUAUGGUUCAGUGUGUCUGUGGUGAGUUGAGUAUAAAGAGUAUCCUCUAGUUUGAGAAACGCUCUGACUGUUGAACAGAUAGUUGAGUGUGUACAUCUCUUUCACCCAGAAAACUGUUUUCAGAUUCAUGGAUUCAGUCAGUUGAUGUUUUAAACUGUUCUAAAUGAUUCCUUGUAAACGUGUAAUCCUCUUCAGUCCUUUAAAGAUGGAAGCUAUGAUCAUUCCAGGAUGUUUUUUUUUCUAUUUUUGCCAUUUAAAGCUUCACAGUGAAUAUCAAUAUUGUUAUAUAUAAUAGUGAAUGAUAGCGAUUUUAGAUGUGUAGACAGUGUAGAAGCUUCAAGGUGAAGAAACACUAAGUCCGAUGAUAAAAUGGGCACUUAGGACCACUUGAGACAAAACAAUAUCUGGCAUCUUAAUCAGGGUUUCAUUUAACAGUCACUAAGACAACAGGCUAUUAGGUGAGAGGUAAGGGAAUAGCAAAAAUCAUUUAGUACAUGUGUAGUAGGAGACUUUGUAGUAGGAGACUGUUGGUGCUUCAGGCUGGGACCCGCCUGAAGCACCAACAAAGUGAGAAUUAAGUUAAAACAAUGAUUCUCAUCAGUUUUCACCAGUCAGAUAGAUGUGUUUCUCUGUUUCUCUGUAGCUCUGUUCACAACCAGCCCCUCUGCAUUUUCAACAAGUCUAAGCUCUUUAAAAAUAAUCCAAAUGUUUGAUUUCUCUUUCUUAAUGUGAUUUUUCCAAACUCUCCACGUGUUCUUACUGUUUCACUCAUUUGAAAAUGUUUCAGCCAAAGAAGCUGAAAAUAGUGGCUCAAUUGUUUUUUUAAUGCAGUUAUAACCAGAAUAUGAGUGUAUUCAGGGGUCACAGUGCUUGUGUCUUAUCUAAUAAGCAGCAAACGCUUCAAUCCUAGUCUUAUGUUUUUCCCAUGUUGAACAACCACAUGGUGCAGGGUGUUGGUAACAGCUUGGUUAUAAAACUCGUAGAAACAUGUAAAUAUGUGUGUAGCACAGAGCACUGCAUAUGUUGUCUAUCACUGUUGUCAAUCUAGUUGGCAUGAAAUAAAAAUAAUAAAAAUCAUCAUAAGCUGAACUUUAAA
Molecule: messenger RNA, 3147 nt
Organism: Neolamprologus brichardi
Lineage: Eukaryota; Metazoa; Chordata; Actinopteri; Cichliformes; Cichlidae
Source: RefSeq, a predicted model, not a curated record